Aspergillus ochraceoroseus IBT 24754 is the source of this 1147-nucleotide messenger RNA. RefSeq lists its product as uncharacterized. The record is from RefSeq and is a predicted model, not a curated record. The transcript has 3 exons. The coding region runs from base 360 to 1013 and encodes 217 amino acids. NCBI's taxonomy places the organism in Eukaryota, Fungi, Ascomycota, Eurotiomycetes, Eurotiales, Aspergillaceae.
CCCCAAUUAAUUCCUUUUCUCUACACCAUUAUUUGACCGCUACCAAGCUCCCCGGAUUCUCUGUAUGUUGCUUCGGCAUCCAGCUUCUGCACCGUCACCUCUCAUUUUCUGUCUUUCUGUGUGUGUGGUCUUUCGUCUGCCCCGCUUCCACCGAUCUUAUAUCUUAUUGCCUGGGUGGUUGACAUUCCUUUCUGAUAGUUAUGUCUUGACCCCUUUCAACCGGCUGACUCAACAUCUUUAUUCACGAUUGCCUGAUUCCAACUACACACACUGCAACACGGCUUGUCUUCUAUUAUCUAGAAGCAAGCCGUACCUAUAACUCCCCCCCCUUUCUCUAUCUUUCUAUCCCUACCAUCAUCAUGUCCAACGAAGGUUGCUCUACCCCCCCAAUUUCAGUCCCCCCCUCCGGCCGCCAGCGUCGAGCUUCCAUAGCCUCUGGGCUUGGGUUCCCCGAAUAUCGAUCUGGCAGCCAAGGCCUCACUGGCCCUCCGCCAAGCUCCAUGGCCAACGCGAUGGCAAAUGCUCAGUCCAACCAAAGACGCCUGUCCAUCACCACCUUGGGUCUCUCGGGCUCUCCCACUCAAACAUCCCCCUUUAGCAACCGAAACUUCCGGCACGGUAGCAUCUCGAGCUCCGUGGGGUCCAAUCCUGCGAACCUGGAAGAGGCUGUGUCGGAAGAAGUUGAAAACAUGCCUCCGACCGGCACUUCUCCUUUCGCACGCCGUGUCUCGUUUGGUGCGCAGGCUUUGCGCGAGGCUCGCGGAGGAAGCAUUGGUACCGGCGAAGGCUUCAACUGGUCGGAAGCUCUUCGAGCCCGGGCCGAACGUGGGCCCGUCUCGCCCAAUUCAUCCUCGACCCAGCCUGCCACUAGUCUGGGCUCCUCACCUCACCACCAGCGGGCGGCGUCCAUCGCGUCCAUGGACCAGCCAUCCCGCCAGCUCCCCAAGCAAAACAAGCAAAACAAGCCGGAUUUCUUCCAGGAGAAGAUUCUCCGGGGGGACUUUAUGGAUUAAAAUGAUCCGAGUUAUUUAUUUAUUGUCUAUACCAGCCGAAAUCAGAAAAAGCAUAUUUAUUGUAGCUUGUUUCGGGUUCAUUCAACGGGAUAUAUGGGCUGUGCUACAGCUUGGCUUGUUUUUUUUUUUUUUUU